AUGUCCAGUUUAGACAAAUAUGAUGAGACGGAAGACCCUAGGAGCCAUUUGGCUAUCUUCCGGACUACAAUGCAGCUCCAUAAUGUCAACAAUUUUGUGUUGUACGGAGUCUUCUCAUCCACCCUCACAAGUUUGGCUCAGAAAUGGUACCAGCGUCUGAGUUCAAGUUCUAUCAAUAGUUUUAAUCAACUUGCCAUGUUGUUUAAGUAUAAGUUCAUUACUUGUAUACCUCAUAAAAAGCUCUUAUCAGACCUGCAGAAAAUCCGGCAAGGAGAGAGCGAGCCUUUAUGGAGUUUUAUCUCGCGUUUCAAUACUAAAGCAAUACAGAUUAAAGAACUAAAUCAUAAAAUAGCAUGUGAGGCACUGAAGAAAGAGACUCACAACAUAAACUUUAUGGAUUCAUUAGUCAAAAACCCAACAGUCACUUAUCAGCAAUUAAUGGACAAGGCACAAAAGUACAUACGAUUGGAUGAUGAAGUCCAGACACUAAAAGAUGAUAAGAGGACAAGUUAA
Molecule: messenger RNA, 513 nt
Organism: Manihot esculenta (cassava)
Lineage: Eukaryota; Viridiplantae; Streptophyta; Magnoliopsida; Malpighiales; Euphorbiaceae
Exons: 1
Coding region: 1-513 (170 amino acids)
Source: RefSeq, a predicted model, not a curated record